Anopheles cruzii is the source of this 6359-nucleotide messenger RNA. Its product is annotated as longitudinals lacking protein, isoforms F/I/K/T-like. The transcript is spliced from 8 exons. Gene Ontology annotation, cellular component: nucleus. Gene Ontology annotation, biological process: regulation of transcription by RNA polymerase II. Lineage: Eukaryota; Metazoa; Arthropoda; Insecta; Diptera; Culicidae. The record is from RefSeq and is a predicted model, not a curated record. Gene Ontology annotation, molecular function: protein binding. Bases 239 to 3757 code for a protein of 1172 amino acids.
GAGAGAGUAACAGAAGCCACGCUGAGCGAGAGUGCGCUGCUGUGUGUAGCAGCAGCGGCGGCGACGGUGUGUUUGGUGGAGUGCCACAAAAGUUUGGUGUGUGGAAGCUGAUUUUCCGCCUCCGACGGGGCCAACCGCGCGAGCGCUUGCAUGCGAUUUCAACGUGGAAGAACCGACACGAAUAAACAAGACAACAAAAACCACCACAAAAUAGUCCUCGACAGGCAAGAACCACACCAUGGACGAUGAUCAGCAGUUCUGUCUCCGAUGGAACAAUCACCAGAGCACACUCAUCUCGGUGUUCGACACACUGCUGGAGAAUGGCACUCUGGUCGAUUGCACAUUGGCGGCCGAAGGAAAGUUCCUGAAGGCACACAAAGUUGUUCUCUCGGCCUGCAGUCCCUACUUUGCGACCCUACUCUCACAACAGUACGACAAACAUCCAAUCUUCAUACUCAAAGAUGUGAAAUUUCAAGAGCUUCGCGCCAUGAUGGACUACAUGUACCGCGGCGAGGUGAACAUUUCCCAAGACCAGCUGGCCGCCCUGCUCAAAGCGGCCGAAUCCCUGCAGAUCAAGGGAUUGUCCGACAAUCGUAGCUCCGCUUCCUCGUCGGCUACCGCGGGAGGGCUGCACCAACAACAGCAGCAACAGCAGCAGAAGCAGCAGCAACAGAGCGAGGGUUCCGCGGCGAAAACGCUACAGCCACCCGUACCUGCAAACAAGGCAUCAGGUCUGACGAUUGAAAACAAACGACCUUUAAAGUCGGAACUGCUGGAUUCGGAUGUGUCUGGUUCGCGGGAAGGCUCUACUAGUCCUACAUCGAGAAAGCGUAAAAAAGUGCGCAGAAGGAGUGUGGUCGAUACGAACAGCGUACUAAUAGAUAAUCAUGACCAGCAUUCAAAUUCCUCAUCACAUUCAAUUCACACGGCGUCUGGCACGAACGCUGCGGCCACCAGCGGUGCCUCCGGUGCGGCCGCCGCAGCCGCUGGAACUACGUCCUCGGUCGGAGCCGCGAGCAGCACUAGCAGCGCAAACAUGCUCUCAGCCGCCGCGGUGGCUGUAGCCGCCGCUAUGAAAAAGACUGAAACCGUUCAACAAGGAAAGGCCGCCGAGGUGCUCAAACUGCAGCUACAGAAGCAACAAGCAGCGGCUGCAGCCGCAGCCGCUGCCGCCGCAGCAGCAGCCUCACAGUCUUCCGACGAUGACGAACGGUGCGGCGGCCCAGCCAGCAAUGCUGCAACCGAGCACGAUGACGGAAACGAGCUAACGGACAACGAACAUGACGGCGACGGUGCUUCUUCGGUGAAAUCCUCCCGCCAUCACCACCGAGAGGCAGCAGAUGGCGGGGGUGGCCACAAGACCUCCACCUCAUCUGUUGGCGAAAUGUUGAUCGAGCCGAAAAACGAGUAUGACGACGUACAAGAUGAGAAUGUCGAAGAUCUAACGCUCGACGAUGAAGAGCUGCUGGACGAAUUGGACCAACCCGGACCCAGCCACGGUGGCGAUGUAUCUAGUCAAGGGUAUGCACAAUGGCCGUUGGAACGUGAGCAGAACGAAGCGUUUAUUGCCGCUCAAGACGCUGCUGGUGGACAACAUCGAGACGCACAAGGAAAACGAAAAGUGGUUGUAGUUACUCAAAAGCGUACCGGAUCCAACCUAGGCACGAAAACGACGAUUAUCGGAGGACUUGGUGCCAUUGCACCUGCAGGUGGGAAGAAAAUAAAAACAAUCACGGUGACCACCUCAGAGCCCGCAUUGUUGAUGGAAGAGGAUGAGAUUCCUAGUCCGACCGAGCAAAUUCAUCAUCAACAAUCCCGUCAAAGCCAAACAGAAAGGCAACACGCAUCAUCAACUGCUCAGAUUAUGAUGGAUGAAUCUGAUCAUAUGGUCUCACCGGAAACCGUAACUCAGACCGCUGGCCUUACGACAGAUGAUUGCACAACAUUACUAACCCACGCUACGCCGAUCGUACUGAACGACUGUUUACUCGAAAGCAAAAACAUUGUCGUUACGAAGAAGGAUAACAAUUACAUCCUCUUCACGGCGUCACCGAGCAUAUCGUCUGUGCCGGCAUCAACGACGGCUACGGUAACAGCGUCGGGAUCCUUGGUACUGCCAAUGAGGCGGAUAAACACAUCGGCAGGAACGGCGACUUUGUUGGCCACCGCUACCACGAAUGCCACGACCGUGAUUGAUACGAUGCGAAUUGAGGAUCUGCUGAAGAAGGAAAAAAUUAUCAAGCAAACGGAACUUCACCCUGAUGGUACCACGGCUACGACGUACAUAUUCGAUGAGUGCGAUAUCUUACCCAUCAAAACAACGAGUACUACGCAGAAGGCAGCUGUCGCGGUAUCUCCGGGAAUGGUUGGCAAACGGCUCGUCAGCACUAGUAGUAACAAUAGUAGUGCCUCCCCGUCUCUCGCUGCUAGUGGGGCAACGCUAGUAAAUACGACCGGUGGUGGUGGAUCGGGAACGACCAUUUCGAUCGUUAAGCUGGAUACCACCAAAGCUGGUGGUGGUAAUAAUAUCGACGAACUUAAACUCAGUGGGGUCGGAAGUAUUAACGUACCAGUGAAAAAGAUUACCAGCCCCUCCUUGGGUGCAAGCUCUACCGGAAAGUUUGGUCAUCCACGAAUCAAAUACUCACGUGCGAAAAAUCCCUACACCUCCAGCGGCGCAGCGACUGCAACUGGCGUGCUUUCGUCCACAGUAACCGUUCCCAUCUUAAGCAUCCCGACAGUAACUCCAUCUACCAUCCAGCUACAGGAAGCUGCUCCGACGACUUCGACGCUCACUGUCACCGACCGACCGCUGCUGAACUUUUCACUGUCCCGCAAACUGAGCACUGUUCAACCUCCACAGCAGCACGUUACGAUUACUGGCACGGGCGGAGCGACGGGCAUAACUACGAUCAAUGCCAUCCAGCAUCAGCUUCCUUUGCCACCUGCCUUGAGCUCGCGAGCUGGUGCAGCGGGUGGUGGUGCAACGGUCGGUGGCGGUACCGUUACACGCUACACUGUGAAUGAGUAUGAAGCUUCUGGUUCAAACACCUCCCACAGUGCCGACUUUCCGCCGGGUAUGAUAGACGAACUGGACUACUCCGUCAUCGACGAUAUUGAUUUGUCGGAUGAGGUUCAGAACAACUUCAGUAACGUGGUUGCCGCGGCAAGUACGAACAUCAGUGUCAGUCACCAACAGCAGCCACAACCAACGGCUCUUGUCGCUGUUGCCUCAAGCAAAGCGUCGUCGGAUAUGGAAAACAAUGGAUCUCAGAGCGAUGAUGACGGUGACGAUCAGGGUAUGGACGAAGAUGAAGAUGGACUUCUGCAAGAACCAGACGAUGAGGACAAUAUGAGCUUGUCGAAGGUGAUGAAGGUCAGAAAAUUGGAUAACAGCGGCGGCAAGUUGUUGAACACUACCGCAGUGGACAGCAAGUACGGGUUGCUUGCAAACACAAACAUCAUGAAAAGUUUCGAGUACACUGUAAACGAGUCGUCAUUGGUGAGUGACACCGACGAGGGCGAGAUGAGACAGUACAUUUGUCGGCAUUGUGGCAAGCGGUAUCGCUGGAAAUCGACCUUGCGUCGCCACGAAAACGUUGAAUGUGGCGGCAAGGAAGCGUCGCACCAGUGUCCGUACUGCACCUACAAGGCAAAACAGCGUGGCAAUUUGGGAGUGCACAUACGUAAACAUCAUGCUGAGAUGCCUCAGCUGGAGAGUCGCCGUAGAUCGAAUAAGUCACGUGACUCCAUGUAAGCCAAAACAUCACUGUGUACCUCUCCCUGUCGGAUUCUGUAGCAUGUUGCGUUGUUGUUGGUAGUAUGUUGAUGUACAAGUAUGUAUAUCAUCUCAUCGAGUGCCGAUUUUCUAGGCUACUCAUGCGCGAUCAUGACCACUAUUAAGGAUAGGGCUGUCGUGUGAGUAAUAUCUUACUCAUCGAACGACCAAUUUUGAAACUUCUCUUUUAUUGACACGCAACUUCAAGCUACAUCUCUCAACAGGUUAGUGGAGAAACAAUUCAUACAAGAAAUGUCGGGUAUUCCGAUAGUUUUUGAUUCUAAUUCUGAUUUCCGGCUAUUCAGUUGUCUACCGCAAUGGGGGUUCCUAAUUUCAAAACGUGUAACUUUCCGUUUGUAAGGUUGAAAUUGUGUCAGUGUGCACUUUUCAGAGUCAGUUUCCUAUCCUGAGUUUUAAUGGACGUAUGUUGCAUGUUUUCUAUCGAUCUUUUUCGAACUGGCUGAAGCAACCGUUUUUUAGUAUCAGAUUCAGGUAUCCGAAGGAUAUUGCCAUUUAUUUAAAGCGUUUGUUCAAGCGUGAGAGCCAAAUUUAUGCAAAUAUUCGUCUCUCCUGUUCAGUGAAAGAGAUUGAAUAGCUGCAUUAUUUUUAAAUCGUUUUGUCUGUGUAACUAGUGUCUAAGUCUUUAAAAGAAUUAAGUAUUUUACUAUUAAUCCACCUAUAUAUGAUACAUAUAAGAAGUGAGUGUUUUUGUGUGCAGACUUCCGUUAGCUCUAGCAAAUAGCUAAUUGGUUAGCUUCUCCUUUUGUUUGGUGUGGUAAUUCUACGCAAACCCAACACAUGCUUUCAUGCUUCUAGAAGUUUGUCAAGCCUGAAUUUUCAUUCAUAAGUUAAUUUUUAGUAUAUAACAAACGUUUUCUUCAAUACUUUGGUGGACAUCAUACUUUGUGACAGACAGCAUUUAAGUGAGUUGUUUUUUGAUAAUCAUCUACUUAUCGUUAUACGAUACAUACACAUCAUACCAGAUGCACCUGCAAUAAUUGUAGAUUUAAUUUGUAAUAAUUGUACGUGUAAUAUGCAGAAUGGUUAUUGGUAUCUAGAACCGGCAUAAGGUAUUAGGAAGUGGUGAUGUUUUCUCAAUGUACUUCAUUGAAACUUUUAACGACUCUGAUACUCUGGUAUUUACCUUUAAUUUGGUACUAAAUGCAUUACAGUACUGUGUAUGAUUGGAACGUCUACAUAGUUUACUGUAGAUUGUGUUUGAUUGGCAAUAGUAUAAAUGAUUUGAGGGAUAUCGCCACAGAAAAGUUCGAUAACAAAAAAUAUUUCUUCGUUCGAUAUGUCCAAUCUUUGUUUUGUCACAAAUGCUAUGUGUAAGAAAUUGACAAAAAUUGAACCACUGAAACUGAAAGAUUAAACAAGUAAUCGAUUUUGUAACAAAAAAACAGUCAAAAUUAAAGAAAGUGACGAAAACGAUGAGAGUAGCAUUGCGAACCUCAUGGAAAAAAAUAAGGAGAAAAAAAGAGAACCAACCGUUAGAAUUAUAUAAAACAAACGAAAAAAAACAAAGAUGAAAAUAACAUAUUACAAUGGUUUGGAAACUGGGCAAAAAGGAAAGCGAAAAUCAAAUGUCAUGUGCUCGAUGAGUACAAACAUUAGAAUUAAGCAAUUUUAGAAUAUAUAUUAUUUUUCAGCGCAAUUAUGUCCCGGAUUGCGUGAGUGAGCAUAAUUAUUUUUUGUAUAAAGUGAUUGUCACACAUUUUAUAUUACGAUGCUAUGCUAUAACUAUCUAUAAACAGCAAAGUGAAGCCAAAAAACGUCGAUGUGAAUAACAACAAAAAACGAUGGCUUAAUUCUGAUUAUUGGAGUGCGCAAACAUGUGCUAAUAGUUUAAAAGAUGCAAACACAAAAAAAAACAGAGAUAUUUUAAAUGAUUAUUGUUAUAAAUCUGAAAUAUUGGGCAACUUCGAUGCGCGUUGCUAUGUACAAUUUGGUAAAAGCGAUAGAUUGGAAAGAGAAAACAUUACUUGAUUAACAUACACUUAUGAAAACAACAACAUCAAUUCACAAAUGUAAGCGUAAGUUGUAAUGUGUACAAACAUGUUUGAAACACCUGGAAGCAAAAAGUAUAGAAUUAACUCUGUAGUGGAAGUAAAGUAAUAACAAGAAACCUAUAUUUGCAUAAGUCACAACACAUUUGGAAACGAAGAAUGAGUUAUUAGAACAAGCCAUGGGUUGAUGUUUAUUUUUAUUUGACGCUGAUUUUCUUUUAUGCAUCGACCGAAGAGAAGUCGUUGGGAAAUAUCACAUGUGUGCGUCAGUAAUACAGGAACAAGUGUUAUGAUGUUUGGAAUAAUAGAAGUGUGUAAGAGUGUGUGCGUGUGUCUGAGGUAUGUGUGUGUGUUGAACAAGAGAAAAAAGAGAGAUAGAGAGAAAAAGUGUCGAGCUCGGUCGAGUGUGUGUUUGUGUGGAAGAAACAUGGUUGUAAAACUAUGAUGAUGUGAUUAUUGUUUGUGUUGUGUUGUCUCAUAGCCUCAUGAAACAUUAAUUGUCGAUUUUAUGCUAUUAUUGUGCCCAUCGGUCCAUUCGCAUUUCUUUUCACAAUUACCUUUUCCUCCUACCU